Messenger RNA from Arabis nemorensis, 438 nucleotides. The record is from the annotation of a GenBank genome assembly. Lineage: Eukaryota; Viridiplantae; Streptophyta; Magnoliopsida; Brassicales; Brassicaceae.
AUGCCCAAUACCGAGAUUGUAUCCUUACCAAGCCUCAGAAUCUUUAAGCUUGAGUAUGUUAUAUUUCCUAGUGACUGGGUCUUCGAGCUCCUUAUCUCGCAAUCCCUCCUCCUUGAGCGAUUGACAGUCAAGCAGAAGCAUGAAGACAAUCUAAAAAUACUCUAUGUACACUCGAAAUCGUUUCUUAGCUUAUGUUUUGUGGGACUGCAAGAGUUCGAUAUUGAUGAAGUAGUUACCCUUUGGAUUGAUGCUCCCAAGCUGCACUACUUGAGCAUUGUGAGGGAUGCAACGAAUUGGUUUAAAACAAAGGGCUUUGGGGCACUUGUAAAGCUUGACUUAGACACCAACUUCAAUCUGACUUCUUCAGAUUUGAAGUCAGAUGAUAUAUCCAAAGGGUCAUCUCAUACUCUCUUGAAAUGGAGGGAAACAAUUGUAUAA